UCCAAACCUCUUAUUUGUCUCCAUAAAAAAUCCAAUCCCAUCCCACCGCCACUCUCUCUCUCUCUCUCCCCUCUACUCAUCAAAUCAAAGCCCCCAUAAUCAUCAUGCGACGCCACCGCCGGCGACCGUCGUCGGAGUUCGGAUCGGACUCAGAGGCCGACGAGGCGGCGGGGACGAUGAAGUGCGUGUCUUGCCGAGACGAGUACGAGCCACGUGACGCCGGCACUUGCAGGGAGUGCUAUGAGGAAGCCAGCGAGACCGAGGAAGAGCUGAAGCGCGAGAUUGAAGAUCUCAAAUCCAAAGUGUCCUUCCUCAGAUUCUGGACUCCCUUCGAUCACUAUCACCAUCGCUCUACCCCUUGCUUCUCCGACAUCGUUUUAGUCGCUUCCGAUGACGAUUCCGGUAAACCCGCGUCUAACCCUGUUCCCGUCUCUGCCCAUAAGGCCGUUCUAGCCAGCCGUUCCCCAGUUUUCCGAGCCAUGCUUGAAAAUGAGAUGGAGGAAAGCCUGAGUGGUACCAUCAAGAUAAGCGACGUCUCAUACGAUGCUCUUCGCGCCUUUGUCAACUACUUGUACACUGCCGAAGCGUGCCUUGACGAGCAAAUGGCCUGUGACCUUCUAGUCUUGGCCGAAAAAUAUCAAGUGAAACAUCUCAAGACAUAUUGUGAGAAGUUCAUGGUGUCAAAGUUGAACUGGGAAAGCGCACUUGUGAAUUACGCCUUUGCUCAUCAACACAAUGCCAAGAACUUGCUUGAUGCAGCCUUAUCGUUGAUCAUGGACAACAUGGAUAAGCUUAGUAAGAGAGAGGAGUAUAUGGAACUCGUGGAGAAGGAUCCGCGGAUUGUUGUAGAAAUCUACGAAGCGUAUUUAUCUAAACAGGUAAAUACUGCUGCACAUAAAGAUUCGCCAUCAAAGUCAUAGGGUAAGUAAGUACAAUUGUGGUUUGUUUGGGUAUGGAAAGCUGAUGCAUAAUUAUUUUCCAGUUUUGGUUUCAAUUUGUUCACUGGAUUUGAUUGUCACUUGUUUUGUGUUCAUAGUCUGGUGGAAGGAAACUGGAUGUAAAUGAAUUUACAGGGUCAGAUGACUUAUUUUUUUGGUAAUUUUGUUAUUGAAAACUGUGUGAUUCAUUCUCAUCUGCCAUCAGUUUAUAUUAAAAUACAUCCAAA
Messenger RNA from Camellia sinensis, 1165 nucleotides. RefSeq names its product BTB/POZ domain-containing protein. The record is from RefSeq and is a predicted model, not a curated record. NCBI's taxonomy places the organism in Eukaryota, Viridiplantae, Streptophyta, Magnoliopsida, Ericales, Theaceae. Gene Ontology annotation, molecular function: protein binding.